CUGCCUCCAUUUCUUCCCCUUCUAUUUGCCAGGAGGUGAUGGGACCAGUGGCCAUGAUCUUAGUUUUUUUGAUGUUGAGCUUCAGACCAUAUUUUGCGCUCUCCUCUUUCACCCUCAUUAAAAGGUUCUUUAAUUCCUCUUAAUGUUUUUUGUUACCUUGGUUUGUGGUUGGCGCGCGCGUGUAUCUAAAGUAAAAUUUGCCGCCUAACUACUCCGGAGCUUUCAAGGCAGCCUACAAAACAGCUAAGAGUAUAUUGGUAUAUGGAGACUUACUGACUGGCAUUUUGUAUUAUUUGUGUUUAAUUGCAAAUACGCAGGUUGAGUUUAGGGGCUGAACACUCGCCAUAAAGUUUGAUGCUCCAGGCAAUCUGUUUAUUGAACAUUCAUCCUGAUUGGUUUGUGGAGAGGUUAUUUAAUGUCCAGUUAUUUCCUCCGCCGCCCGCCCCCCAUCUGGUUUCCAGAGCAUUUGUAGCCCAAAAGUUCCAGGCUUGGGUUUUUUUGUUUUAAGUGGGUGCCAAAGCAACUUUUAAUUGUGCAACCCGAAUUUUUUUAAUAUGUGUUUGGCGCAACUCCAGAUCUCCGGAGAGACACAGCCAACACCCAAAAUUCUGCUAGCUUACAAACGCCCAAAAGUCAACUGAGUCUUGGUCUCAAACACAGACACCUAAGUAUUACAACAUUACCUGGAAGGGGGAUAAAUAUAGACCCUUUUUCAGGUAUUCACUUGCCAUUCAAAAGACUUAUGGAAGAUCAUUAACAAGUAGUUCCCACAUCACCUGUAGUACAAGAGAGAUAAAUAGUACUUAUAAAGUUAUGAUUAUACCAGUGCACCCCUAGAGUAUUUGAAGCCUAAAGGAGAAAAAUAUCCCCUUUUUCCUUCUGUCAAAAGUAGCAAAGGGAGGCUAACUAUGCUUACCCUAUUAAGGAACAUUGGGCCACUUCACAGAAAAAUAACUUCUACUUAAAGGACAUUGUGUCCAUUGGAAGCAUGUAGGUACCGGUAGAACAUGAGUUGCUUGUAUGACAGAAUGCUUAUUUAGUGAACCUUUCAUAGGACGUGUUACCUGCCAGUGUUGCAUCAGUGUAUUUUUGGCUUCCUGCUAUUGCAUAUUCAACAUGGCUGUUCUUCUGAAACAGACAUUUACACCCUGAUCUUUCUCUCUCUCUCUCAAAACUUGAGGUGAUUAAAAUGGAGGACUCAAUGGGACGUUACGACUUCUACAUCGGACUGGGCCUGGCUCUCAGCUCUAGCCUGUUCAUUGGAGGAAGUUUUAUCCUAAAGAAGAAGGGACUUCUCAAGCUAAGUAGCAGAGGUGCUCUCAGAGCAGGUCUAGGGGGUCAUGCAUAUCUGAAGGAAUGGAUGUGGUGGGCAGGGCUGCUAACUAUGGGAAUUGGAGAAGUUGCCAACUUUGCUGCAUAUGCUUUUGCCCCAGCAACACUGGUCACUCCUCUAGGAGCACUAAGUGUUUUAGUCAGUGCAGUUUUAGCCUCCUACUUCCUGAACGAGCACCUAAACAUCCAUGGGAAGAUCGGCUGUAUCCUUAGCAUUUUAGGCUCCACUGUGAUGGUCAUCCAUGCCCCACAGGAGGAAGAGGUCUCCAGCCUGGAGUCAAUGGCGGAGAAACUAAAGGAUCCAGGGUUUAUAGUGUUUGCUGUGUGCAUGCUGGUGAGUUCAGCUCUUCUCAUCUUUGUGGCUGGGCCUCGCUAUGGACAUAGCAACGUCUUAGUGUAUGUUUUGAUCUGCUCUGCCAUUGGUUCGCUCUCUGUCUCAUCUGCGAAAGGCUUGGGUAUUGCCCUGAAAGAACUGUUUGCUGGGAAGCCUGUCUGGAAGGAACCGUUGAGCUAUUUGCUUUUUAUUUGCCUUGUGAUCUCCAUCAGCGUCCAGAUCAACUACCUGAACAAGGCGUUGGAUAUCUUCAACACAUCUGUAGUCACCCCCAUCUAUUACGUCCUCUUCACCACAGCAGUUAUGACUUGCUCUGCCAUUCUGUUCAAGGAGUGGCAGCAUCUGGUUCUGAUGCACAUCAUUGGCACCAUCAGUGGCUUCCUCACCAUUGUCCUUGGCAUCUUCCUACUGCAUGCUUUCAGAGACAUCCCCUUCACUGCAGACCUGCUGCCUCUUUUCCUGAAGGAUAACCAAACAAAUGUGCGAGCAGCUUCUUGGAGAAAGGGGGGCAAGCAUCAGUCCUGUCUUCACCAGCCCCUUUUAGACUCCGAGGAUACCCACAAAGAGGGGACAGAGAAAGCAGAGGAGCAAUAUGGCCAAAGUUUAUGAAAGCUAGCACAUUAUACAUAGCCUGUUGCCUUAAAAAAAGAUAUAUCCCAAUCCAUUUUUAAGCUGUUCCAAAGAGCUUCUUAAGACUGCUGCUGUUUUCCACUAGAAAAGUUGAAUCAGAUUCUAAUAAGCAACACUGAACUAUUUGAAAUGCUUUUAUGUGCGAGUCCUUUCACUGGUAACAUACUUGAACCAAAUUAGAGACCAAAUCAGGUCAAACUAGAGCUCAGCAAUUGGCAGCCCUAGAGCUGAACUUGCUGUCUCCUGCAUUCCCUUCCAUGCAUCCACCCAGAAGUGAUGUGGAGGACAAGAAAGAAAACCAGGGACAAAAAUCUGUGCACCUGAGGGGUUUUCGGGCCAGCCCCUACACAAAAAACGAGUUUCAAAAGUAAUGGGUGAUGUGGCAUUGGUAAGGAGGAUGUGAAUUGCUCAGGGGGUGUUGCAGAGUAAGCAGAAGCAAAGUAAGAAGCAGCAAAACCCUUCAGUCUUCUAGUCAGAGGCAGGAAUGCACAGCAGAAUUCCUCUUUCUCUUGUAAACUGCUGAAGGUAAUUCAACUCUCUGGGAAUGGGAGAAGUAAGAGAAAUGUGUGUAUGAGCAAGAGGACUAGUAUGUGGACAGACAAGAGUGCAAGAGAGAGGGUUUCUCCCUGUGUUUUCUUCCUCUGGGUCAUUUUAAAGAACACAGAUUAAGGGAAGAUACAUGAGAACAUAAGGACAAGCUGGCAUGGACAGCAGACCACUUGGGGUAUGGAGAAGCUUGGCUCUAUUAUGUAAAGUGCCCCACUGAUAAAACAAGGAUAUAAGCAAUGAGUUCAGCUCUUGAAUGAGCUCUACAUUGGUGUACUUGAGAAUCAGAAUGCUCAGAAGUUCUGUAAAAUAUAACUGUUUUAACUCAGUAUGCAAGUCUCUCUUAUGAGAAUGCAGCUGCUACUCUGUUUAUAUGCCUGAUCUUAACAAUAACAGUGUUCCACCAAUUUCUGAAUGUAAGGACAAUGCAUUUUAAGUGACUUAAAAAUUAACUUCUCUUUAUUAUCAGGGGUUGCCAACCUUCUAUGUCUCUUGGGUAUAUUUGCAAACCAGAGAACCUGUUGUAAGACACACACACACAAGCACAUAUUCUGUUGGCUACAACAGAAUGCUUAUUUCUAAUUUCAGUGGGGGAAGAGGAGAACAAGAGGGUACUGGUUGUCAGGGAAGCCCAGUGCCACAGGGGCUGUGUUGAUGAUCACUUAAUGUUGAUGAUGUAUUAAGGUUAAGUUAAUUUAUUUAAAAUAAAUGUUACUUUUCUUUGUACAGCCAUUAACAGU
Messenger RNA from Zootoca vivipara (common lizard), 3582 nucleotides. The record is from RefSeq and is a predicted model, not a curated record. Lineage: Eukaryota; Metazoa; Chordata; Lepidosauria; Squamata; Lacertidae.